Messenger RNA from Penicillium odoratum, 2667 nucleotides. RefSeq lists its product as uncharacterized. NCBI's taxonomy places the organism in Eukaryota, Fungi, Ascomycota, Eurotiomycetes, Eurotiales, Aspergillaceae. The coding region runs from base 1 to 2667 and encodes 888 amino acids. Gene Ontology annotation, molecular function: catalytic activity. The record is from RefSeq and is a predicted model, not a curated record. Gene Ontology annotation, biological process: nucleoside metabolic process. The transcript has 4 exons.
AUGAAUCGUUUAGCGCCACCGAAGGAUAGGAGGGGUUUCGACGUUGCGAUCAUAUGCGCGCUAGAUUUCGAGGCCCACGCUAUUGAAUAUAUAUUCGACAACUUCUGGAACGAACAGCCUGACGACCGUCAAUAUGGGAAACUGCCAGAGGACGAGAACACAUACAGAACUGGUGUCAUCAGCAAUCACAAUGUUGUUUUGACUUAUAUGCCUGGUAUGGGGAAAAGCUUUGCCGCAAGUGCCACAUCAAGCGUCCGAUUGAGUUUUCCUAAUAUAAGACUGGCUUUGGUUGUUGGAAUCUGUGGAGGAGUACCGUCGCCCUUUUCGAAUGGAACGAACAAGAAGAUAUUUCUCGGCGACAUAGUCAUCAGCGACGAAAUUGUAGUCUAUGAUUAUGGAAAAAUGCUACCAACAGGAUUCAGUCAAAAGAAGCCAGAGACUGUUCCUGUCUCAAAUCGUGAGGUACGAACGUUCUUACACAAACUCAAAGGCCCGAGGGGCUAUAACCGUCUGAUUGAGAGAUCGCAUCACCAUCUUGCCGGUCUCCAAAAAGAGCGACCGGAAGAGUAUUUUCAUCCACCGAGACGGUUUGAUCGGCUAUUUGAGUCUUCUUACCAUCACAAACAUCGCAGAGCAUCAAAUUGCAAGUCGUGCAAGGAGAAAUCAUACUGUGAAACUGCACAUGAAGCUACCUGUGAAGUGCUUAAGUGCAGUUCGAAGAGACUGGUUGCCCGCUCACGAUCGACGACAGAAGGUAUUGAUGUUCAUUUUGGGCGAAUGGCUUCUGCGGACACGGUCAUGAAAUCUAGUAUUAUCCGAGAUCGGAUCGCCGAGGAGGCGAACGUAAUCGCCUUUGAGAUGGAAAGCGCGGAAGUACAUGACAAUCUCCCUUGCAUCGUGGUCAAGGGUGUGUGUGACUAUGCUGAUAGUCACAAAGAUAAAAUUUGGCAGAAAUGUUCUGCUGGAGGUGCUGCGGCCUGUGUGAAGGCUCUACUGGAACAGUGGGCAUCCGUCAAUCAAGUGAAUUACGGGUACGAUCAACAAGAAAAUCAGUCGACGAUGCCCCCUGAACAACCCCGAUCCACUAAACCAAUAAUAAACACAGCAGUCGCUCCGAGUCCGCAAGAUUUUCAAAACGAAGAACUAUUCAAAGUCUUUGACAAGAUCAAACCAAGCUUCAAGGCUACUAUCAAAUCUUUAAGGGAACAGAAAAAGUCCCUGCCACGGGAUGUUGAUCUAAAACUUACGCUGAAAACUCAGCUUAAACUAUGCUCUGCUAUUAUAGCAAAACUUCAAAGCAUUCAAGAUAUCACGAAUCGUCUACCAACUUCCCUCAAAGCGGAGUCUGGAAAGCCCAGUGCCAUGGAUAAACUCAAGGAUUGUGUUCAAGAUCUGCGCUCAUUGGUUCAAAAUCUUGAAUCGUCCAUCUUCAAGCCAAAGAAAUACUCGGUUUUGGAGAAUCCUCUUCCUUCCACGGGCUCAUUGGAUAGCCAAAAAUUCCACCAUUUCCGUGUCGUACAGAAGGCCGCUCAUAGCCUCUAUGCAGCUUUCGAAACCGCAUGUAAUGCACACAGUGUGCAUGACGUAUAUCUCUCACUCCAGCCACAUCUCAACGGGGACUUAACUCGAGUAAGGUUUAAUAUAGCUUUUCAGAACCCGCAGGCGUCAGGACGUAUGGCAUGGAUUAAUGUGGAAUCAACCAUGAAGUCUGUCGAGUCAUUUAUUCCGACAAAUCCGCCACACGUGGUCGAGACGCCCUUGAGGAAAAGAAGAAGAGAAAGAGAAAGCCAAUCGGCUGAAUAUCGUCAAAAACGUGUUCAUUUUCAGACUUCAAUCCAACCGAUUCAGUUUCAGCCCUCACAUAUCCCAGAAGGCCCUGCUGGCAACAUUCCAAGCCUGCAUUUACAGCGGAACUUUUGCGUGGUGCUGGAAAGAUUUUUUCGAGAACCACUGGCAGAAUGCACCGGCUGUCUUGGCUUGUUAGGCAACAGUGAGAUCUGCAAACACUUGGCGUAUAUAAAUACAGAAGUCGGCCACCAAGCGCCAUCACUGUCUCUUUCUGAAUUUUUAGCAUCGUCUAAAGCCGAUUCGACUGGGGAAAUUGGUCUUUAUGAACAGAUUCGACUGGCCAGAUACCUCGCUACUGCCGUCUUAUACUACCAUGCCACUCCAUGGCUUCGCCAAGCAUGGCGCGGCGACAGUGUCCGAUUCUUUGGAGAUCAUUCAAGUCUUUAUCAACAACGACCCGUCUUAUCAUACAUGACCACUUCGAUUCGAGCAUCAAACAAUUCUUCAAAGUCACAGUCUGAACCGGAAACUGCAGAAAGUUACGACUUCAUUCGCAAUCCAGUUCUCUUCGGACUUGGAAUAAUGCUCCUUGAAAUCGCAUUCGAAGCUCCGCUAAGAACUCUUCAGCAAACAGUGGAUCUGGAAAAAGGAGGCAUCCCUGGAUUCGCGGAUUAUUUCACUGCACAGAGGUUAGUGGAUUUGGCUGGUCGAACGACGACCAAAGACUUCAGAGAUAUAAUCAAGAAAUGCCUGUAUUGCGACUUUGGCCAUGAUAAUGACUUCAAAAGUCCCGCCCUCCAAGAAGCAUUCUACUGGGGGGUGAUUACAGAGCUUGAGAGUUUGGAAAAGCUCUUCCAAAAGCUGCAGAUUGAUGAUUGA